UGAUUUUUCUAUACUUUCUAGAGGGGGCGAGUAUGCGGAGAAUCAAAGUGACUAUUUUCUAGAGCUCUUAAUAUUUCUUCACUCCUCGAAAAGCUUCUUCUACAGAGAGUCGAGAGAGAGGGUUACAGAAGCUUUGAUUCUUAAUAUGGCUUUUUUACAAUUUCUUGUGGGAUUUUUUAUCUUAUUUAAUCCAAUCUAUAAUGUUGGAGCUUCGAUCCAUGAGUACAGAAAUGAAGCUUUCGCUCCUCGUUCGAAUUCCUUCUUCUUCCAUGGUGGUAGCGAGGGGCUUUACGCAACCAGGGUUCCUGUCAAAGCGGAUUCUGAAGAAAAUUCUUACAAUGGCAAGUCUUUCAUUCAGUUUGGAUCUGUCAUAUUCCGGAGGACAAAAGAGUCCACAGCUAAGCAGAAUGACAUGCAAAAAAAUACUGGUUUGGUGGAAGCCAUAAUUGUUGAGGUCAAAGAUAGGGAGAGGAUUGGGGGUUUCUAUAAAAACUCUGAUGAAAUAUGUUGCACUCCAGACCUUGCGAAGGACGGAUCUUGCACAGCAGGAGAAGUAAUUAUCCGCGAAAACCCGGGUAAUCCUGGCUGGCCAAAACGCAUUCAGACUUUCUUUAAUGGGAAAAAUGAAGAAGCUAAAAUGGCACCUGAAACUAUUGAAAUAAACAGUACUGGGAUGUACUAUCUAUAUUUUAUGUUUUGUGACCCACAACUCAAGGGUACUGUAAUCAGAGGAAGAACUGUCUGGAGAAACCCGGGAGGUUAUUUGCCUGGAAAGAUGACACCUUUGAUGACAUUCUAUGGCGUCAUGUCUUUAGCUUACCUAGUACUCGGUCUUCUCUGGUUUCUGCAGUUUAUGCGUUUUUGGAGAGAUAUAAUACAGUUGCACUACCACAUUACAGCAGUAAUUGCUCUUGGCAUGUGUGAAAUGGCACUCUGGUAUUUUGAAUAUGCAAAUUUUAAUGUUACUGGGCACAGACCUAUGGGCAUUACGAUAUGGGCAGUAACAUUCACUGCUGUCAAAAAGACCAUAUCUCGCCUUCUUCUUUUAGUGGUUUCGAUGGGAUAUGGUGUGGUGCGGCCAACCCUUGGUGGUAUAACAUCCAAAGUCCUUCUUCUUGGUUUGGUAUAUUUCAUGGCUUCAGAGGCCCUUGAGCUUGUGGAAAAUUUGGGAAAUAUCAAUGACUUUUCUGGAAAAGCCAAACUGUUUCUUGUGCUGCCUGUUGCUGUAUUGGAUGCCUGCUUUAUUCUUUGGAUCUUCUCAUCAUUAUCUAAGACUCUAGAGAAGCUUCAGAUGCGGAGAAUCAUGGCCAAACUUGAACUUUACCGUAAAUUUACCAACUCUCUUGCAAUAUCAGUGUUGCUCUCCGUCGCUUGGGUUGGCUAUGAGCUGUACUUCAAUGCCAGUGAUCCUUUGAGCGAGCUCUGGCGAAAAGCUUGGAUCAUCCCUGCUUUCUGGAUACUUCUUGCAUACAUUCUUCUGGUGGUGAUUUGCAUACUCUGGGCUCCUUCACAUAACCCUACUAGAUAUGCAUACUCAGAGGAAACAGGGGAUGGUUUUGAUGAGGAGGGUAUAUCGCUGGUAAGCAGUGGGGUGAAGACAGCCGGGGAUGUGGACCAUGUGUUUGGGCUAGGAGAAGAUCUUGAGGAGGACAAGAGAGAAUGAGGAUACUUACUAUGCUCUUCAUUGUUAACCACUUGUGUAAUAGGUACGAAGGAGACAUCAUUAGAAAGAAGGGGGGAAAAAAAAAUCAACACUGAACCCAACAGAGAAAAAAGGGAGGGAUAGGCUUAAACGGAGUAAAAUAGUGUAGAGAUCUCACUGUGCUAAAUGAUUGUCUCCAACACAGAAGCAGAAAAAUCAGUUGUCAUGAGAUCUUCAUGCUUUUGUCAGUUAGAUGUGGAGGAAAAUUGUUGUUUAGAUGUUUUUGGGUAUUGUAUAGUGGGAUGGUUGUAUCAAAUAACAAACUACAUUUCCAUUAAAGCUCAAACUGGUGUUUUGGUGUGCAA
Messenger RNA from Macadamia integrifolia, 2007 nucleotides. RefSeq names its product transmembrane protein 87B. The record is from RefSeq and is a predicted model, not a curated record. NCBI's taxonomy places the organism in Eukaryota, Viridiplantae, Streptophyta, Magnoliopsida, Proteales, Proteaceae. Gene Ontology annotation, biological process: transport. The transcript has 5 exons. Bases 146 to 1663 code for a protein of 505 amino acids. Gene Ontology annotation, cellular component: Golgi apparatus; membrane.